AUGGGCAAAAGCCGGAAGCGGAUCAAACGAUACCAGCGACUAGACGACCAUGCAACUUCAGCCAAAGACCCAGCAGAAGAAAUCUCACCUCUAAUCGGUUUUAUGCCAUGUCGAAAUGGGAGCAGUAUUUUUUGCCCAGAGGUCAUGCAUGAUAUAUCCGAUCUGGUCGACUUACCCAUCGCAUACGUCCCGUUUCGUGUUCAACAUUUUGUUCUUCUAGCCCUCCAGCGGUAUUUGGAAGCCGAAGCCUUUCGCUUCGUGGAGCAGUGGCUACCAAAGGAGGCUGAGUCGAAUGGAUGGUCCUGUGCAGAGGCGCUGGAAUUGCACAAGCUAUUUCCAUUUUUGAAGAAAAAUUGCAGAAAGCUUCCGCUGUCUGCAUUUCCACAGAAACAAAAGCCUCCGCCGAACUAG
Molecule: messenger RNA, 411 nt
Organism: Penicillium angulare
Lineage: Eukaryota; Fungi; Ascomycota; Eurotiomycetes; Eurotiales; Aspergillaceae
Exons: 2
Coding region: 1-411 (136 amino acids)
Source: RefSeq, a predicted model, not a curated record